AAUACUGACUCUUUAACGAGAUCCGAAGACGCCGUCCGACCCCUGCUACCUUGGUCCUGAGCAGUGACCAGUCUUCACCAGAAAUCGACGAAGAUCGGCUCCCCAACCCUCUGUUGAAGCCGGGUCUGUCAAUGUCUCCGAGACAGAGGAAGAAGGUCUCCCGUACCACGCCAACCAUGAAAGAGCUCCAGAUGAUGGUUGAGCACCAUCUCUUGAAGCAGCAGGGGGACGAGGAGGACAUCAGCACCGGCAGCCAGGAGCCGCACAGUCCCAGCACAUGCUGCCCUCAUGCCAACUCUGAGCCCGGCCACAGUCCUGGGAGUUGCCCCUUGGCCAAAGCUCACGCCCAGCUGGAAUCGAAGCAGGACGAGCACUCCGGGCUGGAAGAACGUGAUGCUCUGGUUCAAAUGCAGCGGGUCGCUUCCGAACACAGAAAGACAGGGCUGGUGCCCGCUUGAUGGAAUAUCACACAGCUGUUUUUUCUUUUAUUUUGUAAAAAUGAUUGUUUUUUAAUAUUUCAAUGGCUGUUCAGAUGUUUGUAAUGUUUUCUUUAAAAAACAAAAAAACAAAGAAAAGAUCAAACAGCCCAAGGGCAAGGUUAUAUGUAAGUAGGACGUGAUUAAUCCUUGGCUAGUAGGGUUGUUUUUAUUUUAUUUUUUUAGUCGGAGUGGGGAGCUCUGUGGUCUCCCGCAUAACCCUAGAUCGCUGUCACAAACAGCAAAUGGAGGCAUGUUACAGGAGGAACUCGCACAACUGGACACGCCUCCCCUUCGAAACAAAAAAUCUCCACACAGAAAACUAGGAUGAAGAAUUGUGGCCCAACUGUUUGUUCUGUGCGCAAGAACUUUUGGGGGAGCGGGCACGCAGUCAUCGAAGCCCCCAACCUGCAGUCUGAAGUGACCCAACCUGGCACCAGCUUUCCAGCUGCCCUUUUGUGAAAACUAGGCCUCAGGCCUCGUUCCGUUCCACAAGGCCUCAUUUUCCAAUACAGUAUGACAAAGGUGUUUUUAUAGCUACGUCCUUAUUCUCCAACUCUUAUAUUCCUUUCUACUCCCGCCCCGCCUUAUUCUUGGUGGGACAAUCCAUGCCACUUCCCACAGUGCCUUGGGAGGAACCAAGGACUGGGAAUAGCGGGAAAAGGGUGGUUAACAGGCUGCCACUGCUCUCGAAUUAACGCCACCCAAAUUAACACUGUCAGUGGAAAGGGACUUCAGUAGGCCUUGCGCUCUACUCGUUGCUAUGGUUACUGUCUUCUUGGUAAAGUAGCCCUAUGGGUUGAAAUGGGUCAGGCCGAAUGAGAGGGUCUUUUUGCCCCCUUUACUCCCCACAACACUGGGGAAUGGUGCUCCACAGCAAUGCCUUUUGGGAAUGAAAAAACGGUAGGUUCCCUCCUUUUGAAGCAAACAUACAAGCCUUAGCAGUAGUAUGUAGAGGUGUUCCUUUUAUAAUACGGUAACGAAUGCUUGAAAUAUCUGCCUCUUUGGGCUGGUCGAGUUCCUAUUAUCUUUCAUUUCUCCCCUGUCUAUGAAACCUGGUCAAUGCUUCCCUCCUGCAGUAAGAGAACUGUUUCAGAGAAGGCCCACAUGGGAAUUGAGCAGCAGAAAUGUAUGUAUGUUGAGGGAUGUGGCACAAUGUAUGGGGUUGUGCGUUAAGCUGAAACCCAUCUGCUCGGGGUUUGUCAUUUGUUCAAGAGCCUAACGGCUCCAACCCCAGAUGAAGAGUCGGAGGUAGGCUGGAGACAUAUAAGCAACCACGAAGUUCCAGCAUGUGUCCCUGGAUCAUCAACGUGGUUUUACAGUGUCAGACCUCUUUUUCCUCUUGCAUACACAUGUGAAUUCUGCUUCUUUAUUAAAUGGGUCAGUUUUGCUUGGUUUGUGAGUUCUCAAAUCACUGGUGUACCCAAGGGCAUUUUGUGUGGUGCUAGAAUUGUUCAGCUGCAGACUAUUUGAAGAUGUUCUG
This is a messenger RNA of Gekko japonicus, 1959 nucleotides long. Its product is annotated as protein phosphatase 1 regulatory subunit 1A-like. NCBI's taxonomy places the organism in Eukaryota, Metazoa, Chordata, Lepidosauria, Squamata, Gekkonidae. Gene Ontology annotation, biological process: signal transduction. Gene Ontology annotation, molecular function: protein phosphatase inhibitor activity. The record is from RefSeq and is a predicted model, not a curated record. Bases 132 to 458 code for a protein of 108 amino acids. The transcript is spliced from 6 exons.